This is a messenger RNA of Leishmania mexicana MHOM/GT/2001/U1103, 1992 nucleotides long. RefSeq lists its product as hypothetical. Bases 1 to 1992 code for a protein of 663 amino acids. The transcript has a single exon. Lineage: Eukaryota; Euglenozoa; Kinetoplastea; Trypanosomatida; Trypanosomatidae. The record is from RefSeq and is a predicted model, not a curated record.
AUGCUCAGCUCACGCCGUGCUGCACAACACCUCUGCGGUGGCUGCGCGCUCGCACAGAGAUGCUUGCCAGCCGCUGCGUUGCACCCAUCAUGUCCACUGCGCCUCUACGCCAAGACCCUGGCUGGUAUGACGCCGCAGAAUGCUGCGUCGCUUCAUGGCAGAGACGGUGCCGGGGACGACUUUGGUGCUGGCGACGCUGCUCGUGAGCGUCAUCGCGCUGUAGGUGGCGACUGGGAUGCGGAUACACACGGCAACAACGCGCACGGUGCCCUUGUCGAAGGGGGAAAGUCGACGUACCCGGUGUCUGUUGUGCAUGAGCACACCGUGGCGAACCAGGCUACCGCCGCCCUGAAGUUGUUGUUAGGGCACCCUCGGCUGUCGUCGUCCGCCGUUGCGGCGGGUGCUGACGGUGAGGACCGGUUGCCCGAUGCGGAGGCGUCGGCAGCUCAUGGGCGCAUUCGUGAUGCGGACACGGUGGGGCGUGACGCAGCCGGGUCAGCUGGCGGCGAUGCCGUAGAAGGAGAUGGCGUGUCGAACGGUGAGGAGGAGCUGCUGGAGUGCGCUGAGGCCUUUGCGGAUGAGGUGGGGACGAUGGGAGUGGAGAGGGCUGCCACUGGAACCGCUGCGAAGGCGGCACCACCACUCCAAGGGACUGCGUCUGAGAGGGAGAAGAGCGCAGACAGACAGCAAGGCACAACCCCUGCUGCUACGCUAUACAGUGUAGCAGAGCCGUUAAACCUGCAUGGGGCACGGUACUGGGGCAGCAUCGCGUCGGCCACGCGGAGCGCAGCGGAGGCACGCCGCUUUGUCUCGCCAUUCUGGUCGUCGCGGAACGCCUUCAAGAAUGCCGGCGCGACCGUAACGGUGGGGGAGGAGGAGGGGGUCCUGGUACCCACCUCCACAUCUGAGGUGGUGCGUUUAUUCAACCUGGAGCAGACGACCUUGGCCGCGAAGUACCGCGCCGCUACUGUGACCGAGGUCAUGGCGCAUCUGCGUCAGGCGAGAGAUCCCCAUGGUGCUUCGUCGUUCCGGAGUGGCUUCGAUGUCAAAGCGGGUCUGCUCGACCUCGCCGGCGGUCAUUUUCCCUUUGCGCUCGCCGCGGCAAUUGCCGCCUCGCCGCACUUCCCCCGCCUACGAGCGCAAAGCCCAUACUGGCUUUCCGAGCGUGAUGUGCGAGUGCUUGGUGCAACAGUGAGGCCCGAAGAGGUGGGGUACUGCGCGCUGGUGCAACGCUCCUCGUCUGAGCCUUCGUGGCAGAAGACAGCGGCAAGGGCUGCAGACGCAGAGCUCUCGUACGACGGGCGCGCUGGCGCGGCUGUCACCUCGGUGCCGGAUGGGGAGGCCUCCACUGACACUGCACGCAGUGUCAUGCGGUACUAUAACGUCGCCCAGCUUUGCGACCGUGAGAGGUUUGCGCGGUUGAACCCGAUCAGGGGCAGGCUAGUGCGCUGCAUGAACUGCCGUGGCAACCGCUACAACUCCUGCACCACCUGGCUUAUGUGGGAGUACUGCACUCGCUACCACUUCCCAUUGACGGACACGCGGGGAAUCAUCUUUCUCACGAUGGAGAAGCUAUUCCAACUCGGUGGGUGCGUUGUGCAGACCAAGCGCUACCCCAUCUCGCACACGCACGCAGGCAGAGGGGAUGGUACCGCCGCGGCGAGUGUGAGCACGACACCGCCAUCCUCCUCUGCCGCCGUCCUUGAUUUUGAGAAGCUCAGAGCGAUCCGCCACGGGGAGCUGGAGUUGGUGCCGGCGUGUGACGGCGAGGACACUGACACAUAUGGUGGACACAGCGCCCGAGGCGGUACCGAUGGUACGAGCUCCACAGCGGCCGACGCUGGAGCUGUCCCGCCGCUGUUCACGAUGGUGAUAAACGACGAGGUGGUGACUCUGUGCAAUGCCAUGCAGACCGACAUCCCCGAUGUUAUUCUUGCUCAUGUCGCCGCGUUGCGUAAGUCCCGGGACUGGAAGCGGUGGACGCCACCCUAG